AUGAAUAAAGAAUAUAUUAAGAUUACUUUUGCACUUUUAAGUCUCGCAGGAUAUACGCAAAAUGUAGCAUUUGCAACCGAACAUGAUACAGAUGUUACUAUUAAGGUCAAUCCCGUCCAUCAAAAAACAAUAUUUGAGGAAUUCACAAACUUACCAUGUGAAGACAUUGGUGAAGCUUUAGUACCAAUAAAUCAUACAAUACAAACUUCAGAACUUUUAAUAAAACUUUCAGAGACUCGUAUAGACGAUUAUUCUCCAGAAGAUGGAAACCCAACUAUAUAUUCUAAGAAACUUGGAAAUAUCGAUAUUAGAAGAUUUCAUCCUACCAUCACAUCUCCCUUUAGCCUAUCAAAUACCAAACAAUAUUUAAUAUAUAAAAAUAACUUCAAAUUAAAUAAUCAUUAUUAUAUAUAUAUCCAUUUUUUUCGUUUUAAAAAAUACUAUUUAGUAUGUAAUUUCUCAUUCCUUUUGUAUUCAAAUAUAUUCAAUGUAUUUAAUUUUGUGACGAAAUCAAUGCUAUAA
Plasmodium yoelii is the source of this 522-nucleotide messenger RNA. RefSeq names its product fam-a protein. The record is from RefSeq and is a predicted model, not a curated record. Lineage: Eukaryota; Apicomplexa; Aconoidasida; Haemosporida; Plasmodiidae. The transcript is spliced from 2 exons. The coding region runs from base 1 to 522 and encodes 173 amino acids.